ACAUAGUGACAACUUCAGAAUCGGUAAAAUAGUUUGAGAGAAGAAAAUAAUUUUGAGGUUACCCAAAAAUUACAUAAUUUUGUUUUUAGUAAAUAUCGCACUUAUUAAUAUAGAAGAUUACAUGAUUCAAUAGCUUCCAAAAUGCUGAAGUUUGGCAUAAAGUCAGCUGUAUUAGGUGGAGCAGUAUAUUAUACAAUUGAUAAAGGAGUUUGGAAAGACAGUACAGCGACAAGCGCUAUUUAUGAAGAUCUUGAAAAGGGAGUUUCACCUUAUGUUGGUGAUCUGAAAAAACAAAUUCCAUAUGAGUUGCCUCCGCUUCCAUCAAAUGAUAGAGUAUCAUAUCUAUUCAAGUACUACUGGAAUUGUGGAGUCAAAGCAACCUUCAGAUUUUUAGUAGAUCUUCCAACACAUACAUCCAAUGCAACAAGCAAAGCUGUUGAAUUCGUGUCUUCAUCUUUAAAUGCAGUUGAACCAAGCACAAGUCCUAGUGAAGAAAAAGCAAAGUGAGGGAAUAAUGUAGAAAAUUCAUGUAUUUAUUUUAAAAUGGUUAUUGGUAAUUGUAUGCAUACAAUAUAAUUUCAAAAUGUAA
This is a messenger RNA of Ostrinia nubilalis (European corn borer), 589 nucleotides long. It is a transcript of the gene QIL1, whose product is annotated as MICOS complex subunit MIC13 homolog QIL1. The record is from RefSeq and is a predicted model, not a curated record. Gene Ontology annotation, biological process: cristae formation. Bases 142 to 507 code for a protein of 121 amino acids. Gene Ontology annotation, cellular component: MICOS complex; mitochondrial crista junction. The transcript has 3 exons. Lineage: Eukaryota; Metazoa; Arthropoda; Insecta; Lepidoptera; Crambidae.